Molecule: messenger RNA, 666 nt
Organism: Magnolia sinica
Lineage: Eukaryota; Viridiplantae; Streptophyta; Magnoliopsida; Magnoliales; Magnoliaceae
Exons: 1
Coding region: 162-512 (116 amino acids)
Source: RefSeq, a predicted model, not a curated record
UCUUACAAGAGGCCACCAACAAAAGUAAAAUAAGAAAAAAUGCAUCCAAACACUCCCAUUUGAGCUGUUUCCAAUUGGAAAAUUCCAAGAGACUCACAACCACCUUAUGUCCCCCAUCUAAUCCCUCUCUCUCUCUCUCUCUCUCUCUCUCGCUCUCUUCCAUGGAAGAUUUCAGAUCAAAGUCGUGUGGAGAUGGGAGGACGCAGAUGGAGGUGUAUGGAACCGUGCCUCCAUCAUCUGGUCUGCAUGAUCUCAGGUGCUACAGUGCUUCAUACACAUCUGCCCAACAGACCCAAAUGCCCAAAGAGCUGAAAUUCAAGAAAGGGAAGGCCAGUGGUGGGUCCUCUUCUUCUUCAAAAGGGUGGGGUUUAAAUGACCCUGAGCUGCAGAGGAAGAAGAGGGUUGCAAGCUACAAGGUGUAUACUGUAGAAGGGAAGAUGAAGGGGUCUUUGAGGAAGAGCUUCAGAUGGCUCAAGGACAGAUACACACAGAUGGUGUAUGGGUGGUGGUGAUUCUUGGGUGGGGAUGUUCUGUGGCUGAAUCUUUUCAUUUCUGCUUUUAUCUUUCUUGGAUUUUUGUUUCCGUUUUCGAUCCAUGGAAUCUGAUCUCACUAGAAACCUUGUUCUGUUUCUGGGUCUUUAAUGAUAUGAUGAUUUGGUUUGUUUC